AUAGUGAUAUCUAUUGUGUUUUUGCUUUGAUUUAACAGUGACACAAAUAUACUAUAUACCAACAUUAUUAUGUGUGUUUUGAAAUAGAUACUUUUAAAAUUGUUAUUCUCAAUCUAGAGUGUAAUGUUAUCAGAGUCAAUGUACUUUGUUUUCACGCCACAGUUCCCUUUCAGUCACUCACUCGGUGUAACAUACUGUGGGGAGUCAAUGUCAAUGACCGAUCAUAUUCACCUGUUGAAAAUCACGCCCAACAGGCCAAUGGAUGCUGAGCCUGCCCUCGGAAGCCUUCCUGGUUAUAAUACCAGGCAUCGCAUUCAUUUCCUCAAUUAUUCGCUCUUCAGCUCACCUAAAGGGAGAAAGGGUCACACAAUCUACAAACUUUUCAAGGACACAAAGAUUACGAAUUUUCGGCUUCAACUUAGGUGUCUGUUAUUGGGGAGAGAGUACUGGUACCCCUAAAGGUUAUGAGUUUUGGGUGUUGGUAUCGGUUUUUGUGUUUGAUAAACGUCCACUUCUUUCUGAUCUGCUUGUGUAGCCAGUGCUUCCUUGCUUGAGUAAGAUGGCCAGUGGUAAGAGUAAAGGCUAACCAGCUGAGUUUUAACCUCCGACCGUACCCUAGGGCAUACCCACAAGUGUUGUCCUGUUUGCCUGGGGUGGAAAUACGCUCAGUAGGCCUUUGGCUCGGACCAGUGAAGGGUGUUCCGAUGAAACCAGUGAAGGGUCUUCCGAUGAAACCAGUGAAGGGUCUUACGAUGAAACCAGUGAAGGGUCUUACGAUGAAACCAGUGAAGGGUCUUACGAUGAAACCAUUGAAGGGUCUUCCGAUGAAACCAUUGAAGGGUCUUCCGAUGAAACCAGUAAAGGGUCUUACGAUGAAACCAGUGAAGGGUUUUACGAUUAAACCAGUGAAGGGUCUUACGAGCCUGGUUGGCUCAAGGGCAGCUCUGGGGCAGCUUAAAACCCCACAGCUUUGGAUUUGGUGGUGGAGAGUGAACCAUUGGUGGUUAAUGUGCCUUUGAUGGAGCUGUGUCGUCGGGUAGCAGAUCACCUGGAGAUGGAUUGGGUGUCUUCUCCACUGCAGCAGAGUUCCUCCAGGUUUGGGAGAAGGUAUUUACCUCCUGUCCCUCACUCAGCGCGGUGAAGCAUCACUUACCCCUGUAUAAAGAUUUUCGCCGAUGAGCUAAAGGCGACCUGGGAUUCCCCUCAUUCAGCCAGGCUCCGUGCUACGGCUGAUUUUGUGCUGCAUCUGUCCCACUGUACUAUCCUAGUUGGGGGGAAAGUAUAAUAAUAAUAUAAUAUAUGCCAUUUAGCAGACGCUUUUAUCCAAAGCGACUUACAGUCAUGUGUGCAUACAUUCUACGUAUGGGUGGUCCCGGGAAUCGAACCCACUACCCAUGGCGUUACAAGUGCCAUGCUCUACCAACUGUGCUACAGAAGGACCAGUAUGGUAGCAGCGGUAGCAGCGGUGGUGGCUCAGCGCCACCUCUGGUUGACAUUGUCCUGGAUUCCUGAGAGGGACAGGCGUAUGUAUUUUGAUGAGCCAGUUUCACCAAAAGGUUGUUUAGCUUGGCAAUGGAGUUCUAACAGGCCCCUUUCAGGGAGAAACAAAAACAGGACACAGCUCUAUGGGCCAUUUUCAGUCUCUGGGGUUCAUAGUGAAUCACAAGAAAAGUUGUUUGACGCCGGCUCAGCGCAUUCAGUUUCUGGGUCUCGUUCUGGACUCGGUUCUGAAUCAUGCGUUUUUGUCCCAACAGAGGAGGGUCGCAUACCGGCUCCGUCUGGCAAGGUUUCAGCUAGAGCACUCUGUGCCUUUUCGCUUGUGCCUGCGGUUAUUGGGUCUGAUGACCUCUAUGAUAGCUCUGGUGUCUCUGGGACUUCUGUUGAUGCGUCUGUUUCAGUGUUGGGUUCAAGGUAUCCCCGUGGUGCCUAAAGGACCCGUGACUGCUGUUGCAGGGGAUUCUUAUGGGCCAGGUAGUGUUCAGCAGGGUGAUCACGACAGAUGCAUCCUUACUGGGAUGGGGAGCGCUGUGUGUGGGCUACUUGGAAAGAGGGAUUUGGUCAACAGCGCAAAGAGCGCAGCAUAUCAAUUACCUAGAGCUUCUGACUGUUUUGCUAGCGCUGAGGCGUUUCCUUUCGAUGUUGGAAGGCCAGAAUGUGAUGGUAAGAUCCAACAACAGGACGGUGGUGGCGUACAUCAACAGGCAUGGGGGGGGGGCACGGUCUCUCUCACUCCUACACAUGGCCUGUUAUCUGCUCGUAUGGAGCAGUGCGCAUUUCCCGUCGCCCAGGGCGACGUAUCUUCCUGGAUCUCUCAACGUGGGUGAUUGAGAAUCAUUGUAACAUCUAAACCGCUGUGAAUUAUCUUUUUCAUAAGCACAAAUAUUGUAUUUUCAGCUGUUUCAAGCUGGUGUACAAAAUCACACAAAAAAGACGCAAAAACUAAACUUAUGAACUGGAAGCAUAGAAAUAGUGCACAUAGAACAGAUCUACCUCUUCUUAAACUUGCUUUCAAUGAGAAUGACAGAUCUAUAACACAGAUGUGUAUUUGGUCAGGUCACCCAAAAAAGUGACAUAUUGCAACUUUAAGUGUGUGUUAUUGAACAGUAAGUUGCAUUUCAUGUUACUGUUUACAUUAUAUUAGUCAUGCACAUGUCGAGUUUAGCACAUUAUAUUUCCCUCAGAGUUUACUCUGUGUCAGCAGCUAAAUAAGCUAAGUAAGCUAGCAUUGUGUAUCUGUAACAUUGUGUAUCUGUAGCAUGUGUGCAUUAGCACUUCAUAUUGUGUAUAUGCAUAGAGAACACGUGUAUAGCAUCAUUCCCUUAGUUACCGCUUACAUGCAAGUUCUGACUGAAAACUGGUGUAAGCAGACCACUAUCUCAAAUCUACUGCUGAUAAUCUGAAUAAUCCUUCCAAAUCUUGGCAAGUAGUUGUAAGUCUGACAUCCUAGAGGUGUGCCUCAAGGAUCAAUUUUAGGUCCACUGUUGUUAAGUAUCUACAUCAACAACAUUGGGAGACAUUGAGACAGCUGAUGUACAUUUGUAUGUGGAUGACACUGUUCUCUAUUCAAGCGGCAGCGUUUUUGACUUUGGCUUAAAAACAAACUCAAAUGGUUUUAACAUCGUUCAACAGAAUCUGUACGAUUUCAAGCUUGUUCUGAAUUGCUCUAAAACAAAAUACAUGUUAUUUUUCCAAUACUAAACACUCUGAAAAUCAUGUCAUUACUACCUUGAAAAGGAAGUCUACAGAGCAAGUAAAGACAAAUAUCUAGGAGUUUGGGCGGAUGAGAAGCUGAUCUUCACUAAUCAUGUUGAGGGCCUGGUAAAGAAGAUAGAGAAUAGUUUUUUUCCAGGCUUGUUUUUCUUUGGAGGCCAGAUAAGAGCUGCUACGGUGUACAUUCCUGUCUAUCUUUGACUACCGUGAUGGUAUUUAUAUGCAGACCUCAAGCACUACCCUGAAGGCACUUGAUUCCGUGUAUCACGCAGCUCUUAGGUUUAUUACUGACCAAAAGCAUCUGACACGCCACUGUGAUCUCUAUAGUGCUGUCAGCUGGUCUUCACUGACUCUAUGUCGGCUUUAACAUUGGUAUGCUAUGAUCAAUAAGGCCACUAGAUCUCUGUUCUUAUUUGACCAGGUCAGAAAAUAAAUACCAGUUACAGUCUCACUCCUACUUACUUCUAAAGGUCCCUAAAAUCAGAACGGAUCAUUGCAAAAAAGUGUUUUAACUACUCAGCUCGGUGGUCUUGGAAUUCUCUCCAGAACAGCUUGAAACCCCAGGAUCUUCUUACUGAGGAAUGUGAUUGUCAUUCGGACUUGGUGCGGUGGUACAUUGGAUUGACUAGUUCAUCUAUGGCGCUUGUAUGUCUCUGUCAUUUAAAUGUAUUUGUGUCUUCCUAAAAACAAACCAAAAAAUGAUGUGCCUAUGUCUGUAAGUUGUUACAGUUGGUCUGAUAUUUGUCCGUGGUAGUCCUUUAUUAGUGGACGACGGGUCGCAACAAUAACCGUCAUUUCAGUCAUACUGCAUGAGGAGUUAUUGUACACCCGUCUAUUAAAUGGAUGUAUGCUUUUGCACACUAUUUGGGUUAAGAUAGCACUUUAGCGUGCCUUUCCGGUGUAUUAAUACAGUUAGCAUUUAGGAGUUAGUCAAGCCUAACGUGGCGCCGGCGCAUGUUACUUCGGUGAUUGUGUUGUGUCCCACCCUUUCCGAUGUCUUUAUGGGAUUCAGUGAGAUUCCAUCCAUUCAGUUAUUAGUAAUGGUGUAGUCAUUCAUGUGUUAUUGCCAACUAGUGGUGCUUUAGUUUAAGCCUUUCAUGUGUAAUAACCUGUUAUAGUGAUGUCAUAUAGUUUAUAUUUGUCAUGCAACGUCAUUGUAUAAUAGCUGUAUAUCAUUCCUGAUUUUGAUGGCACUUUAGUUAUCUGCUUCCACCUAUAGGAAAACCACACAUACACACACAUACACACACGCCUUCACACCCAAGUGUGCCUUGUGUCAAGCCGUAGCUCUGCUGUUACAUACGGUCUAUCUUGAAGUAAACUGCAAGUCAACUAUUCACUGUGUCUUCCCAUCAGUGCAUCCUGACCGAGGCCCAGAUGCAAUAACACCCAUACCAAACCAGCAACCUAAGAAUAAUACACCUUUAGCCCUCCACUACAUUGUGGUCCGUUCAAACCUGGUUAAAGUGUUUACUCCCAGAUCAAGAUGCAGCGAGUUACCGGUGAAGCCUGGACCUGGUCUGAUCAUCCACGGCGCCACGCCUAACCUUAUCCUAGUUGUUGUAGCACAGCAGAGUAUUCACAGUAUUCACAGUAUGCACAGUAUGCACAGUAUUCACAUGGGAAAGAACAUGACCUUCAGCCUCUUAUUGAGGGAGCUGCCAAGACAACACUCCUCUCCACCCAGUCCCUUCCUCUCCAGCCAGGCCAGAUGGGACACAACUCCAGACGAGUGGGAGACCUUCAGAGAGUACAGGUUCGUCCCAGACUCCCAUCUGAGCCACGAGAACAGAGGGACAGUCUCACUCAGCUACGUGAGCAACAAGAAGAGACCUCAUACCCCAGUCCAUAGCUAGAAUCUCUCUCACUAAGCCAGCCUCUACAGAGUCCUCAUCCUGAGGCAUCCCUGCAGCAGAGAGAGUUCUGCCAACACCACCACGGCCCGCAUCAGAGCUUGCUGAGCAUGUGGAGCCAUCACCCAAUGAAGAGGAUAAGGCCAGUAUGACAACUGUGAGUUGACCGACCCUCCACCGUGGCCUGAGCAUGUGAUGAGUCACUUCUGCCGUGUCAUCAGAGUGGCACUCCAAGCCUACAGUGCAGCUACCAAGAGCCUCCUCCAGCAGCAGCUGAGUUGUCUCAGUCCCGGCACUCACCACACCUGUCUGAAGGCUAUUCAUCCACUAGUGGUCCAGCUAAGAGACAUACUGUACCUACCUAUCAGCUCCCAGACAUUUCCAGUGUGGAGAACCAGCCCGCUGACGGUGCCAGGGUGUAUCUAUUAUCUACCUGUCCCUGCCACUGGUUCUCAUUUUGCUCUCAGCAUGGGUAUCCAUCCUGUUCCUGACAAGGUGUUCCAGUCUGCCACCGUUAGCCAACAGUAGCCUGCAGCCAGCUGCUGUUCCAGAGUGGCCACCCUCUCCAGCUACAGAGCAUCAGUCAGCAGUCAGCCAUUGUGGAGCUCUAGACCACCAGUAUCUCUUCCACCAGCUGUAGACCAGGGAUCCUCGGCCCCUGUCCCAGUAUCUCUUCCACCAGCUGUAGCCCAGGGGCCACCACCUGUCUCUAAGCUAAGAGUCAUCCCUGUUCCAGUUAGUGGGGCUUCAGAAGCCAACAACAAGCCCCCACCUGCUCCUGAUGAGGAGCACAGCUCAUCUCCAGCCACGGUCCCUCCCAUGUUGCUAGGACUACAGUGCUACAGACCCCUGGGUGUGGCCUCAGUGGAAGCUCCCAGCAGCAGCCAUCAUGGUUCUCCUGCUCAUGUCUGUGACUGUGCUGCAUCUGCUCACUCUGGCCAUGCUGUUCAUCGCUACCAUGGAGAAGUCCUGGUGGGUCUGGACCGAUGCUGAGAUCACAGACCUCUGGUAUAACUGCAUUCAUGACAACACAACGGGAAACUGGCUGUGUGCUGCCUCCAAUGAAAAUGACUGGUUGCAGGCUGUCCAAGCCCUGAUGGUCUUCUCUGUGGUCUUCUCCUCUAUCUCCUUCCUGGUCUUCCUGGGUCAGCUCUUCACCUUGUCUAAAGUCGGGCUCUUCUAUUUCACAGGCCUUUGUCAGGUCUUCGCAGGUUUCACAUCAUUUGCCGCCUCGCUCAUCUUCACGUUCCACCGUAAGGAGAUCCUGGAGGACUCUAGAGACCUAAGCAUGGGUCACUUUGGCUACUGCUUCAUCCUGGCAUGGUCCUGUGUACCCCUCCUGCUCUUCAGUGGAGUUCUGUAUGUCCACCUGCGCAAGAAGCAGUGAGCCAAGACAGACGUGAGGUCAAUCAGCAGCAUCAUUCAAUAUUACUUGGUACUGUUAUCCUGUUAUCACUCGACUGUGGUGAACAACAACAGAGACGCGAUGAAAGAGAGGUCUUUAUUUUCUCUGUAAUAGAUUUCCAAUGGGAUUUACAUACACUACAUGACCAAAAGUAUGUGGACACCUGCUCAUCGAACACCUCAUUCCAAAAUCAUGGGCAUUAAUAAUAUGGAGUUGGUCCCCCCCCCCCUUUGCUGCAAUAACAGCAUCAACUCUUCUGGGAAGCAUUUCCACUAUAUGUUGGAACAUUGCUGGAGGGACUUGCUUCCAUUCAGCCACAAGAGCAUUAGUGAAAUCCGGCACUGAUGUUGGGCAAUUAUGCUUUGCUCACAGUCAGCAUUUCAAUUCAUCCCACAGGAGUUAGAUGGGGGCUCCGUGCAGGCCAGUCAAGUUCUUCCACACUGAUCUCGACAAAGCAUUUCUGUAUGGACCUUGCUUUGUGCACGGGGUCAUUGUCAUGCUGAAACAGGAAAGGGCCUUCUCCAAUCUGUAGUCACAAAGUUGGAAGCACAGAAUCGUCUAGAACGUCAUUGUAUGCUGUUGUGUUAAGAUUUCCCUUCACUGGAACUAAGGGGCCGAACCCAAACCAUGAAAAACAGCCCCAGACUAUUAUUCCUCCUCCACCAAACUUUACAGUUGGUACUAUGCAUUGGGGCAGGUAGUGUUCUCCUGGCAUCCACCAAACCCAGAGUCGUCCAUCGGACUGCCAGAUGGUGAAGAGGGAUUCAUCACUCCAGAGAAUGCGUUUCCACUGCUCCAGAGUAGUCCAAUGGUGGAAAGCUUUACACCACUCCAGCAGACGCUUGGCAUUGAGCAUGGUGAUUUUAGGCUUGUGUGCAGCUGCUCGGCCAGGGAAACUAAUUUCAUGAAGAUCCAGACGAACAGUUCUUGUGCUGACGUUGCUUCCAGAAGCAGUUUGGAACUCGGUAGUGAGUGUUGCAACUGAGGACAGCAUUUUUAUGCGCUACGCCCUUCAGCACUCGGCGGUCCCGUUCUGUCAGCUUGUGUGGCCUACCACUUCACGGCUGAGCCGUUGUUGCUCCUAGACAUUCCACUUCACAAUGACAGCACUUACAGUUGACCGGGGUAGCUCUAGCAUUGCAGAAAUUUGACAAACUGACUUGUUGGAAAGUUAGCAUCCUAUGACCGUGCCACGAGAGCUGUCAGUAAGGCCGUUCUUCUGCCAAUGUUUUUCUGUGGAGAUUGCAUGGCGGUGUGCUAAAUUUGAUACACCUGUCAGCAACGGGUGUGGCUGAAAUAGCCAUACCCACUAAUUUGAAUGGGUGUCCACAUACUUCUCUCUAUAUAUAGUGUAUGUAUUGUGUGCAUACUAUUACUGUAUCUGUGAAAUACACUUUUUCUCAUUUAAUCUA
Messenger RNA from Oncorhynchus keta (chum salmon), 7880 nucleotides. It is a transcript of the gene emp3a, whose product is annotated as epithelial membrane protein 3a. The coding region runs from base 5953 to 6450 and encodes 165 amino acids. The record is from RefSeq and is a predicted model, not a curated record. Gene Ontology annotation, cellular component: plasma membrane. Lineage: Eukaryota; Metazoa; Chordata; Actinopteri; Salmoniformes; Salmonidae. The transcript is spliced from 5 exons.